AUGGCUCCGGCGACCUCAUCGCCUUCAUCUCAGAAGCUCACGAGCUUCAUCCACCGCACGCAUGCACCGCACCACAUUCGGAAAAAGACAUUUGACUCGCCGCCGGUCAAGAAGUACAGGUCAAUGGAGGAUAUAAUGGCGAGGGCGAAGUACGCGGUGGUGGAAAAGGAGGAUUACGGUAGCCUCAUGUGUGAGCAAUGUGGCACCGGUGAGCAACCGGAGGAGCUGCUAUUGUGCGACAAAUGUGACAAAGGAUUCCAUAUGAAAUGUGUGAGGCCAAUUGUUGUGAGGAUUCCGAUUGGUACCUGGAUUUGCCCUAAGUGUUCGGGGGUGAAGAAAGUGAAAAAGUUCACGCAAAGGAGAAUACUUGAUUUCUUUGGGCUUCCAAGGGAUUUACCUGAUUUCAGACGGAAUAAUUCUGCUUCUCGGGAUGCUAUGAGGCGGCGGAGACGUCCAAAACCGCUGGUGUUACAGAAGAAACGGAGAAGAUUACUACCAUUUGUUCCUACGCUAGACCCGGCCAGGAGAUUGAAACAAAUGGCCUCCCUAGCUUCUGCGUUAACAGCACUGAAUAUUAAAUUCAGUAAUAGCCUGACCUACUCUCCAGGAAUGGCUCCCAGAGAAGCAAAUCAGUCCACCUUUGAAAAUGGUGGAAUGCAGAAUCUUAAUAAGGAAGACACAAAAACCUUAGAGCGCUGCAUAACUAUGACCAAACGAGGCAAAUUCCCACCAUUAAUGGUGGUUUUUGAUUCAUGUCAAGGCUAUACUGUGGAGGCUGAUGGCCCUAUAAAAGACAUGACAUUUAUCGCUGAAUACACCGGCGACGUGGAUUUUAUCAAGAACAGAGAAGCUGAUGAUUGUGACAGCAUGAUGACGCUGCUUCUUUCAGGAAACCCUGCUACCAGUCUUGUUGCCUGUGCUGAUAAACGUGGAAACAUUGCUCGCUUUAUCAGUGGCAUUAACAAUCAUACUCCGGACGGUAAGAAGAAGCAGAACUGUAAAUGUGUGAGAUACAAUGUUAAUGAUGAAUCGCGGGUCUUUUUGAUUGCUACCCGAGAUAUUUCCAAGGGGGAGAGGCUUUACUAUGAUUAUAAUGGUUAUGAGAAUCAAUACCCAACUCAACAUUUUGUCUGA
This is a messenger RNA of Lathyrus sativus (Indian pea), 1134 nucleotides long. The record is from the annotation of a GenBank genome assembly. Lineage: Eukaryota; Viridiplantae; Streptophyta; Magnoliopsida; Fabales; Fabaceae.